This is a messenger RNA of Nanorana parkeri, 3627 nucleotides long. It is a transcript of the gene BRINP2, whose product is annotated as BMP/retinoic acid inducible neural specific 2. Gene Ontology annotation, biological process: positive regulation of neuron differentiation; negative regulation of mitotic cell cycle. The record is from RefSeq and is a predicted model, not a curated record. Lineage: Eukaryota; Metazoa; Chordata; Amphibia; Anura; Dicroglossidae. The coding region runs from base 833 to 3124 and encodes 763 amino acids. The transcript has 8 exons.
GACUUGGUGCUGAUGCUGAACUGGUGCUUGUGAGUGAAUCCUGCAGGUAACACACUUAGGAGCAGAGAGAGAGAGCGAGCGAGCUAGAGAGAGAGACACACACGGAAAAACUCAGAGGGAUAUGAAAGAAGAGGCAGGCACGGAAGGAGGAGAGAUGGGAGGAAGAAGCAUUGCUACAUAAAUGCCACUAAUUGCAGAAACCUUCUAGAUCUCAUCACUGACAGAUCAUCGUCUUCAUGGCAAGACAAUGGGAAACAGACAGACCUUGAUCCAUUGUAAAAAAAAAAGAAAAAGGAGCAGGAUGCUCACAGUGACCUUAUAGAGAGAACGCACACUGGGCUCCACACAUUCCACAGAAUGAUUGACACCUAGCAGCAAAGCAGGGCAUGCCAAGCUCUAUGCACUCAUUUGCAAGCACACAGCUGAUUCCCUUGCAGGGGGUGCAGGGGGACUGUGCACAUGACCCUCUGUCCCUAGGUGACUUUUCGACCUGGACAUCAACCUUCGCUGUUGAAUUGUUUCCUGACAGGUUUGGAUUUUUUUCGCUGACAUUGGGAAGCAACGAGCUGACUGAGUUGCAGCUAAUCUAGUCCCCCCCGAACUUUCAGUCUGGAAUCUGGGAAACUAACAAGGAUCAAGAAUCAGCCGGUACUACACAGGCUAUCAUUGGAUCUUUCUCUUUUUUUUUUCAUUUUUCAUUUUUUUUUUGGUCAAGGCAGCUGUAGACAAUUGAUUGGCAGUGCCGAGGUGGUGUGGGGCCCCCUUUGAUAUUGCCCUUUGGGGAGAGAGGCUGUGAGGGGGAGAAUGAAGCAUUUCGCUGCGUACGAGAAGCAUGAGGUGGCACCUGUACACCCGCUCUGACUGGGCAUGGCUGGUGCUGACUUGGCUGUCUGUAAUGCUGUGUUUGGCAUCCGCCACAGCCACAAUUUCUAGGCAGCAUGGCUCGGCUACGUCAACCGGGCAGUCAUCGCUCGACUGGUUGCUUAGUAACAGAGGACCCUUCCAUCGGGCCCAGCAGUAUGUGGACUUUGCUGAGCGCUACCAACAAGGGUAUACCACCAGGUAUCGAGUGCACAGGGAGUUUGGCCGCUGGAAGGUGAAGAACAUGGCCUUAGAGAGCAAGGAAUUUCCGAAUCUCACGCUGGCUCCGGAGUUUGUGCGCACCAUUCGUCAGCUGGGGAGGAGGCCGUCCGCGGCUCAGAUUACAGAGAACCUGAUAAAAAAAUAUGGCACGCAUAUUCUGCUAUCUGCGGUGCUCGGAGGUGAAGAGUCCCUCACCAUGUUUGUGGAUAAGGGAAGACUCAAGCGAGACGCGGGAGUGCGCGGGAACAAUUCGUCCCCCACGCUGGACACUCUACACCAGCUGGCAGCUUCAUAUUUCAUGGACCGAGAGAGCGCUCUGAGGCAGCUGCACCACAUUCAGAUCACCACGGGAGCCAUUAAGGUAACCGAAACGAGGACUGGCCCCCUUGGCUGCAGUAACUACGACAACCUGGAUUCUGUCAGCUCGGUAUUGGUGAUGGGUCCUGAGAGUAAAGUGCAGCUUCUUGGGCUGCAGGCGCUGCUUCCUCAGUACUUACAAGUGAGAUUUGUGAGGGCUGCAUUGUCCUACAUAUCCUGUAACUCCCAGGGAAGGAUGGAGUGCCAAGGAGGCGAAUGCUGGUGCCACUGUGAUCCUGCCUACCCACAAUGCAACUGCCCUGCGGAGGACAUUCAUAUACUGGAGAAGAGCCUGACGCAGACGCAGGAACAGGCAUCUGGUCAAAACAAAGAGUUUGAGGAAUCUGCGGAGUUUCGGGCAUUUAUGAAGAAUUUGCCUACAGACCGUUUCCUUAACAUCACAACAAUUUCAAGGCUCUGGAAUGCAGAUCUCCACCUGACGCGGCGCUAUGAGCAACUGAGAGCAGGCUUCAAACAACUGCUGACCAAGUCUCAGAGGCAAAUGCGCCGUCUGAUUAACCUGAGUAAACACUGCCUACGCCAGCCUCAGUACACAUUACUGCGGGAGAAGUCUGUAUCUUAUUGGUGGCAUCGGAUUCAGUCUCUUCUGUACUGUAGUGCCUCUCUUGUGCCGGGGACAUUUCUAGAGGCCUCCCACAGUUGUACCUGCACUUUCCAGCAUCCCAACUGCCAGGCAAACAUACCUUGCAUACAAGGACCAGGUCCCUUGUGUUCCCUCUGUUCAACAGUACUUCAUGCCCAGUGUGCCAGCUGCAACCCUGGAUACACUCUCUCAGCUCAAGGCCUGUGUGUGCCUUCAGUGCCUGAGUCCUCAGAACCUUUCCUUGGGACAGAAGGUAGCCUUCAGGACUUGGAGGUGAAAUACUUGCUCCUAAAGCAGGAUGGACGCUUGAGAGCUCCAGCGUUCUUUAUUUCUGGUGAUCUACGACUUGGCAUGUGGUUUCAGAUGGGAGGCAGGAAGCGUAUGCUGCUGACAUGCAAGAGCAACAAGCACUGGCCAAGGCAGUUGCAUAUGCUUCUAGGACUUUCAAUGCGCCUCUGUCUUGCUGGGAAUGGGACCAGAGAUCCACAAGUAACAGUGUAUGUUAACCCCUUUGGAGGGAGCCACUCAGAAAGCUGGUUGUUGCCCGCUGGGGAACAAGGUUAUCCAAGUUGGGAGAAAACUUGGGACAUGGAAGGAGGAGACCGCUGCCAGAACUGGACUUUGAUAUUAGGUCAUCGGUGGCGGUCAUUUUUUGAGACUGUACAUUUUUACAUGAGAAGCAAUCCUCUUGAAGAAGAAGGAGAGGAAGAUUCAGCAGAAUGGACUGACAAACAGACUUUGGAUGACAAAUUGGGAGACCCUGAGUAUGUCCGUAUUGAUGGUCUUCAUGCUUUUGGUUAUAGCGUGCCCUUUGAUCCAGAGGCAAUCAGGGGCUUAGCUCAAAAGCUUGAACAGCCUGGAUCCAGAGAAGGAGCACUCAUGGAAAUGCAAGAGUUGAGGAAACGAGUAAAUUUCCUUUCCCCACCUGGUGCCCGUAAGUUGGAUCUGUUUAACUGCUUACUACGACACCGGCUGAAAAUGAGCAGCAAUGAGGUGGGAAGAAUACAAGCCCAGCUUUCUGUAUUCAGCAGUCAGCUUCCUAAUGGCUCCACGUACGAGACAACGAAGCUCUGCAGCUAGAAGUUCCUACCAGUUCAUUCUUAAGCUUCUUUGAUACAUAACAAAGGCCUAAUCAGGCUUGAGAAUCAUGUACAGUGUCUUCCUUUUGUGAAGUCUGUUCUUACCACUUCAGUAGUCCUUGGCUGUGCGCUAUCUUUGUACUGGAGCGGCAGAAUCCCAAAAUGGUUACAUUUGCCAAACAAAAGGAUGCAAUGAAAAAAUGUUAUAUGUUAUUAUAGUCAAUGCUUUCUAAAUUUAAUUGUGCAACCUGAAUGAUGUGCAAGUGCAACCUUCAGUGACAUGUUAAUGAAUGUCAUUGUUUAUGCAGUCUCUUCUGGCAAGCCAAGAGUGCCCAAGCUGGAGACAAAGCUGUGAAUUCCAAAGAGCCACAGGAACUCUAAAAGACAUCGCAGCUUAAGCCAUAUUAAGAGGAACCUCCAACAAGCACCACGUUUCCUUGUCUUUUAAUAUGGAAGGACAGUUGAAGAUUUGGCCGUAUAAUGCGUCAAAAUGAGCCAAGGGGG